Messenger RNA from Cooperia oncophora, 492 nucleotides. NCBI's taxonomy places the organism in Eukaryota, Metazoa, Nematoda, Chromadorea, Rhabditida, Trichostrongylidae. The record is from the annotation of a GenBank genome assembly.
AUCUCUUUUCUUUAUUUCUUUGUUUACUGUUUAUUUCAGACGCAGACAAAAGGUAUCACUUCCUAUAUCAGUGGUUUUCGCGGUGAUUAUGAAGCUCAACUGGAGAAUCACGCAAUACCAACCAUCCACAAGAAACGAUGUCUCGGAAGAGUGGAACUCACGGAAAUUAUGGUGACCAACGUCGGAGUAGGGUCGACGCUAACCGUCGUUGCCGACGGGGACUACCACCUUCGGAUCGAACAUCUUCACGCUCGUCUACAUGGACUCUACCGACAUAACGUACUCUUCAUCGAGAAUACGGGUGAUUUCCAACUGGUAAUCAGAGAUCUGAACGCUUCGCUUGGUCCUCUAGUGCCAGUAAACAUUGGAGGGAUACCAUACCUCAAUCAAGAAAUAUCAUGUACCAUCUGGCACACUGAAGACAAGGUCGAAGUAACCGGAGGUAUUCUGCGAUGGCUGGCCAAGAAACGACUGAGGGACACGAUGAAGUGA